AUGGGCGCACCGAGGGACAUCGGCGCCUUCGUGGUGUGGGACUACGUAGUGUUCGCUGGGAUGCUGCUCAUCUCGGCCGUCAUCGGCAUCUACUACGCCUUCGCGGGCGGCGGCCAGCAGACUUCCAAGGACUUCUUGAUGGGCGGCCGCAGGAUGACCGCCGUGCCCGUGGCGUUGUCCCUCACCGCAAGCUUCAUGUCGGCCGUCACCGUCCUGGGCACCCCGUCGGAGGUCUACCGUUUUGGAGCCAUAUUCAGCAUCUUUGCCAUCACCUACUUCCUCGUGGUGGUCCUCAGUGCGGAGGUCUUCCUCCCCGUGUUCUACAAACUGGGCAUUACCAGCACCUACGAGUAUUUAGAACUUCGAUUUAACAAAUGUGUUCGUCUCUGUGGAACAGUCCUCUUCAUUGUUCAAACAAUUCUGUAUACUGGAAUUGUUAUUUAUGCCCCUGCCCUGGCUUUGAAUCAAGUCACGGGAUUUGAUCUGUGGGGUGUAGUAGUGGCUACUGGUGUGGUCUGCACAUUCUACUGCACUAUGGGUGGUCUUAAAGCAGUUAUUUGGACGGAUGUUUUUCAAGUUGGAAUCAUGGUGGCUGGCUUUACAUCUGUGAUUAUAAAGGCUGCAUUGAUUCAAGGUGGAAUCAGCACUAUUAUAAAUGAUGCCUCCAAUGGAGGAAGAUUAAACUUCUGGAACUUUAAUCCUAACCCUUUGCAAAGACACACAUUCUGGACGAUUAUUAUAGGAGGGACCUUCACGUGGACCAGCAUCUAUGGUGUGAACCAAUCCCAAGUGCAGAGAUAUAUUUCCUGUAAAAGCAGGUUCCAGGCAAAAUUGUCUCUCUACAUCAAUCUCAUAGGACUCUGGGUGAUCCUUGUCUGUUCCGUGCUUUGUGGGCUUGCCCUCUAUUCCAGGUACCAUGACUGUGAUCCUUGGACAGCCAAGAAAGUGUCUGCACCGGACCAGCUCAUGCCUUAUUUGGUACUGGACAUUCUGCAAGAUUAUCCAGGACUUCCUGGACUUUUUGUGGCCUGUGCUUACAGUGGAACAUUAAGCACAGUGUCCUCCAGUAUUAAUGCCUUAGCAGCAGUGACCAUGGAAGACCUAGUGAAACCUCGCUUCCCAUCUCUCUCGGAAAAGUCUCUCUCUUGGAUUUCACAAGGAAUGAGUGUGCUGUUUGGAGCCCUGUGUAUUGGCAUGGCUGCACUGGCUUCACUAAUGGGAGCUUUGUUGCAGGCAGCACUCAGCAUAUUUGGCAUGCUUGGUGGGCCACUUAUGGGCUUGUUUGCUUUGGGGAUUUUGGUUCCCUUUGCCAACUCAAUUGGAGCACUUGGGGGUCUGCUGGCUGGAUUUGCCGUUUCUCUGUGGGUCGGAAUUGGAGCUCAGCUUUAUCCCCCACUUCCUGAGAGAAUGAUGCCAUUAAGACUUGAAACCUAUGGCUGUAACAGCACAUACAAUGGAACAAAUUGGAUGACAACCGCAGAAAUGCCAUUUUCUACCAGUGCUUCUCAAGUACAUAACAUUGAAAGGACUCCACUGAUGGAUAACUGGUAUUCUUUAUCAUAUUUAUACUUCAGCACUGUUGGAACUUUGGUAACGUUAUUUGUGGGAAUGCUUAUCAGUGUAUCAACAGGAGGAAGAAAACAAAACAUAGACUGCAGAUUCCUACUAACCAAAGAGGACUUUUUAUCUAAUUUUGACAUUUUUAAGAAAAAGAAGCAAGUUUUAGGCUAUAAAUCUCAUCCAGUAGAAGAUGGUGGAACUGAUAAUCCUGCCUUCAACCAUUUUGAAUUGAACGGCACAGAUCAAAGCAGCAAGAUCAAUGGAACUCGUUUGUGA
Budorcas taxicolor (takin) is the source of this 1836-nucleotide messenger RNA. RefSeq names its product solute carrier family 5 member 8 (gene SLC5A8). The transcript is spliced from 15 exons. The record is from RefSeq and is a predicted model, not a curated record. Gene Ontology annotation, cellular component: membrane. NCBI's taxonomy places the organism in Eukaryota, Metazoa, Chordata, Mammalia, Artiodactyla, Bovidae. Gene Ontology annotation, molecular function: organic acid:sodium symporter activity. The coding region runs from base 1 to 1836 and encodes 611 amino acids. Gene Ontology annotation, biological process: propanoate transmembrane transport; sodium ion transport.